Messenger RNA from Ziziphus jujuba (common jujube), 1226 nucleotides. RefSeq lists its product as uncharacterized. The coding region runs from base 447 to 899 and encodes 150 amino acids. Gene Ontology annotation, molecular function: 2 iron, 2 sulfur cluster binding; electron transfer activity. The transcript has 2 exons. Gene Ontology annotation, cellular component: plastid. The record is from RefSeq and is a predicted model, not a curated record. NCBI's taxonomy places the organism in Eukaryota, Viridiplantae, Streptophyta, Magnoliopsida, Rosales, Rhamnaceae. Gene Ontology annotation, biological process: electron transport chain.
GCUUGAUAGUUACGGGGUGCUUGCAAAACGCAAAUUUUACAGUAAAAUGAUUUGUGCAAAUGGUUGGUUUCAAGUUUGCGUUGUAUUUCAUGUUAUCCUAACCUUUUCUCAUUUGGGAGUAUUGCUUAAUUUACGGAGUUUCUAAUGAAAUUUGAUUUGAAGCACUCAAAGAAGUUGGAGUAGAUUUAGGUUCUUUUAACCCAAUAUAAGACUACAAGUCAGUAGAUGGCCUUUGACCCUCUCAUGGAAAAGGACCUUGUGAAAUCAUUGUAGUUGUUGAUACACAUAUUGGCAUAUAGGUUAAAAGUGGUUCAAUACCAAUCAAUUAGUUCAGAAAAUGGAGCCUCGAGUGAAGAGCAGAUAGCCAUGAGCUUGUUUCUUCUCAUAGUGCUCCAGACAUCAAUGGCCGUCUUGUUACUUGAUGGAUAGAGGCAAACGUGUCAACCAUGUCGACUGUAAGCUGUCCCUCCCAUUGCGCAUUUAGAUUUGCACCCCGUAACCAAACCACCAAUGCUUUUGUUAAAAGCCCAUCCUCUAUUGCAUCUGUAAGGAAUAUCUCCAAGACUUUUGGGCUGAAAUCAUCCCCCACAUUUAGAGCAUCAAUGGCAGUGUACAAGGUUAAACUCGUAGAUAAGGAAGGCAAAGAGAAAAUAUUCGAUGCUCCGGAUGAUGCAUACAUCCUAGAUUCAGCCGAGAAUGAAGGAAUCGAGUUGCCGUAUUCUUGCAGGGCUGGAGCUUGCUCCACUUGUGCAGGGAAGAUGGUAAGUGGUUCUGUGGAUCAGUCGGAUGGUUCAUACCUUGAUGAGAAACAAAUGGAGGAGGGUUACGUGCUGACAUGUGUCUCAUACCCGACUUCAGAUUGUGUGAUUCAUACUCAUAUGGAAGAAGAACUUUACUGAUUGCAUUUGUGGUGUGGAAUAUGAGCACUGGGGUUUUAAUUUGUACCCUUUUAGUUUUUUUUUUUUUUUUGGUCUUUUAAGGAAUGUUUGUUAUGAAAAGCCAUCUGUGUGGUUGAUUGUUAAAUUUUCAAUGGUUAGAGACAGAAUCCUGCUGAGACAGACCGAGAAUAAUCUUGGUUAAAGAUACAUUUCUUUCUAAAUUUCCUUUUACUUACGAUGCCAAAUUGGAAGGUGAGACAAUCAUACGAAUUCGCAUUUGCUGUCUCCAUAAUGUUUACCUCCAGAGACUUGAUAUCUACUACCUUGGAUGAUUGGUUGAUUUGAGAA